Chara braunii is the source of this 3446-nucleotide messenger RNA. The record is from the annotation of a GenBank genome assembly. NCBI's taxonomy places the organism in Eukaryota, Viridiplantae, Streptophyta, Charophyceae, Charales, Characeae.
UUGAUUAUUCAAUUGCGCGGAUUGCAUAAUCAAAUCGAUUAUGAUUACGUAAUUGAUUUGGUUACACAAUCCAUGCAAUUGCAUAAUCAAAUCAAUUACCUAAUCGAUUUGAUUACGCAAUUGCGGUGAUGGCGACGGUGGCAACGACGGAGGCAAAGGUGGUGGUGGAGGCGGAGGUGGUGGCGGAGGCGGAGAUGGUGGCGGAGGCAAUGGCGAGGGUGGAGGCGGCAGUGGCAGAGGCGACGACGGUGGUGAUGGUGAUGGUGGUGGCGAUGCAGUGGGUGAUCCAGAGUGCGAACACUAGGGUAGGUCCAGGUGCAGACAUGGCGUCCUGUUUACCAGUGUUGGGUGCCAGCUUGGUUCGCCUGCAAGGCUGGAGCAUCAAGCGCCGUCUCCUCAGAUUGGGGCUUGUUUCUGUGUAUGUGCAAAUUGCCGAGGACACGGUCAUGCAUGUCUGGGUCCCGGAGAAGUGGGCAAAGGUACACAAGCAUCGCCUUUUAAAAAAGCACUCAUCGCUUCGCUCAUCUCUAUCGCGGUUGUCAAGCUCCUUCAGUCGCUCGACGAACAGUACAGGAUACGCGCCGUCCACAACUUCUGGUUAUUGUCGGACAGACACGGACACGGAUUUCUCAUGGCAGAUGUCGAGCAACGCUGCGUACAGUGGGAGUUUGUCAUCCUUUGGUGGCUACAACAGCGCACAAAGAAACCGUUUUUUUGGUUGCGGAGGAGGUGGCGUAGAUCUCGAACGAGGAUCAGGAUGGGUGUGGAAGGGAGAAUGGGUUGAUGACGAGGAGGAGGAGGAGGAGUGUGCUUCAGGUGGUAGGUUGGGAGUUGCCCACAUAGAGUUCCCGGAAGAUGACCUGUGGGCCAAUCUGUCAGGUCAGUGGCAAGAUGGUGGGGAUCUCUCACAGAGAGGAGGAAAUGGUGAGGCAGGGCCUAAGGAGGUGUUGCUGCUAUUGCAUUCCUUUGGCCCUGGUGCUAUUUGGCAUUGGGUUGGCCAAGUCACAAGCUGGAGCCGAGUAUUCGAUCUUAUGAUGCCAGAUUUAGUGUUCUUUGGGAAGAGCAAAAGCACAAGCAAAGAGCGGUCAGAAAUGUGGCAAGCGUCGUGUGUUGAGUCGCUAUUGGCAUUCUUCGAGAUUUCGUCAUGCCACCUAGUUGGUGCUUCCUACGGGGGAUUCAUUGCGUACAGGUUGGCUCAGUUCUACCCUCAAAGAAUUCGGAAGGUGGUGCUGUCCAGCUGUCCUGGAGUCGUCGUCACUCGCGCUGACAUCAAUGAGAUUCUUGAAGACCUGAGGGUUGAUAGUUGGGUUGACCUCCUUCUCCCGACAACGUCAAGAGAUAUGAAGAUUGGCAUGGCAGCGGCAUUUCACAACCCACCAUCUGUUCCUCCAUGGAUUCUUCACGGUGCAAGAAAGUGCACGUCAGCAGUGUCACGUCACAGUGCCAGAUCAGCAGUGCCACGUCACAGUGCCAAGUGCCACGUCAGCAGUGCCACGUCACAGUGCCAGAUCAGCAGUGCCACGUCAGCAGUGCCAGGUCACAUUGCCACGACAGCAGUGCCACGUCAGACACAGUGCCACGUCAGCAGUGACGUCCGACACAGUGCCACGUCAGCAGUGCCACGUCAGCAGUACCAUGCCAGACACAGUGCCAUGUCAGCAAUGUCACAUCAGCAGUGCCACCGGCAUGAAGCCAACAGCAUCGACAGACUCAAGUACUGGCAUUUUGAACCGAACGGCGACGAGGCAACACCGGAAGAGAAGCACAAGGAGUUCCUCUCCAAACUCGUGACGCGGUUGUUGUAUGCCUGCAACUACCAACGGUCAGAGUUGGAGAGACAGUACCGGGACCUGACGCAACAGCAUCAGGAGUUCGCGACGCUCCGCCGCACAGUGCAGGGCCACGAGGAUGCAACUCGGGCACUCAAUGCCCGAUUGUUGGACCUAGAACAGGCUGUACCAGGACCAGCUGUUGGGGCUUCCAGCAGUGCACCCUCGAGCCGCCAACUGGAGGACCGCGUUGACCACGUAGUGGCAAUGCUCGGCGACAUCAGCACUUUCGCUGCGCCGACCACCACCAUCAGCAGUCAGCUGCAUACAUUGAAGACCGAGGUCCAGCAGCUGCAGACGACGAAUGCAAAUGGCAAUCCGAAGAUGUAUAAGAUGCCAACGUUCACUCUGGAGAAGUUCGCCGACUACACGCAGCAGUAUCCGGUCCUCUGGUGGGAAGCAUUCACAACGCAACUCAAGAUUCUGCCCGUAGACAAGCAUGCGUACAUCGGCGCCCUGUUCCUGAACUCAAAGGGCGGAUGCCAGACCUGGUUGACCCACCUGGCAACCUCCCACGGCGUCGACGUACCAGACUUGAAGGACGUAAUCACAUGGGAGGAACUGACACGGCUGUGGAAGAAGCGGUUCAUCGUCGACGAUGCGCCAACACUCGCCAUCAACCGACUGUUCACCAUGUCACAGGGCAACACAACAACACGGGACUGGCUCACGGAGUGGCAGAAGAUUGCGGCUGUGCCCAAUCUGAACUUACCAUUCGAGCAUCUACGCCGUGAGUUCUACAACAGGUCCUGUGCUGCAUUGAGCCAGGCUGUUGGUGAUCACGAGCAGUACUCAACCUUUGCUGAGAUUAUUGACAAAGCAAGGGAGAUCAUCAAGACCAACAAGGCAGCUGCACACGAGAAAUCAACAUCAUGGCAGCCGACCUAUGUGGAGAAGGUACGAACUGGUCCGCGACAGCAGCACUUCGCUGCAGUCCAGCAGGACAGUGGAGAUAACCCAGCAGCCACUCCARCAUCAAGUGACGGAGAUCAGGUGGCUGCUGUCCAGCCGCGAAGCACCAACAAGUCCCACAACAAUGGGAAGGCGAAAUCCGCAUCGCAGGCCGGAAAUGGACAGCUAGGACAGUUUCCAUGGGUCAAGUUUGGCUUGACCGAGGCGGAGUGCAGCGCCAACCAAGAAGAUGAAGAUGCAGUCCACCAUAGCCAGGUAAUGUUCAAGGGCUGCGUCCAGGAGAAGAGGGAACUAAUAGAUCACCUGCUGAAUUACGUUGAUAAUCCUGAGAAACCUCUGCCGAAGCUACCAAAGGUGGAGGAAGUGAUGGUUGUGUGGGGUGAGAAUGAUCGUGCUUUCCCUCUGAAGCUUGGCGAGCGCUUAGUCAAGCAUCUGGGCAAUUCUGCAGAGCUGUACGUUAUAGAAGCAUCAGGUCAUCAACCAUGGAUCGAGAGGGCUGAUGUGUACAAUCAGGUUGUAUUGGAGUUUCUCAUGGGACAUGAAGAAUCACCAGGGGGCAAGCAAGACGAGCCUCAGCCUCGCCACAAGAAACGUACAUCGUUGAAAUCCCGAUUUGCCGGCAUACAGAAGCGCCUGUCCUUUCAUUCUCGUUCGGCAAAAUAAUUGGCGCACGGGACUCUCUCCCAAGCACGAAGUCCAAGAAAG